AUGAACAUCAACUACAACGAAGACACUGAAUUCAACGAUGCCCUCCGCAAACACGGCAUCAUCCCCCAGCGCGAAACCACCCCUCCCACACCCUCCCCACCCGGCUCUCCAAAACUAGAAGACACGCUCGAUGACCUUGGGGAUGACGAACUCAAGGCGCUUGAAGAGGACGUGAACAAUGAGGAGAUGGAGCGCACCAUCGAGGCGUACCGACGGCAGCGCGCCGCCGAGGAGCGCCGCGAGCAGAAGCGCGCCCGAUUCGGCAGCAUCAUCCCCAUCAACAGGGACGAGUACACGCGGGAGGUGACAGAGGCGAGCAAGGUCGACGAGGAGGGGGACGAGGAGGAGAGUGGAACAGGUGUCAUUUGCUUCUUGUACAAGGAUGGCAUCCCAAGAAGCGACCGCACAUUCGAGCACGUCCGCGCGCUCGCCACCAAGUACCCUCGCUCCAAAUUCGUCGCCAUCGUCGGUAACAAGUGCAUCGAGAACCUCCCCGACACGCGCAUCCCCAUGUUCAUCAUCUACCGCAAAGGCGAGAUCCGCAACCAGCUGCUCUCAUGGGGCUCUGACAAAGAGCGGCGGAUGGAGGAACUCGAAGCACUUCUGAUUCUAUGCGGCGCCAUCGACGUCCCCGAGCGCCCACCAGCAAACCAGAACAAGAACGAUUCAGAUAUAGAGGAUGAGGAAGAUGAAGCGCGCGACCGGGAUCCGUCAUCACGCAUGCGUUCUGCUGCGACCAGCACCAACGCACGGACCCCCAAAAACGUCAGGGCUUCGGUCAAGGACGAUUCGGAUUCGGAGUUCGAGUUCGACAUGUAGACCAGAAAGUGUUUCUUCGGAGUAUUUUAUCUUAGGAUGUACCUGUAAUUUUGUAUCCUCUAGUCAACAGAGACAAUACCUCAGCGUCGUACUAGUGAAGGUGAUGCCCUACGCUGACCCAAAUUCUCAAGCCUCGAACUGUGAAGACAUUCAACAAAACAAAUUCAAAUUCGUCAGAAAUACACCACGCUGAAUCCCACGUUUGUUCCAGUACACUGCGCACGAUUAGAUGUCAUAUACAUACAUCAAGCUUCCUUCUCAUCCGCGGGCGCACCCUCUCCCUCCGUAGCUGCCAGAGCGCCCUCAGCGCUCUCCACAGGCGCCUCACCAUUCUCCGUCUCUCCCUCCUUAGCCUCGUCACCGUUCUUAGCGUCCUUGCUACCAAUAACAGUAGCAUUUAUCGUAAUCAUCACAUGCACUCUCUCCUUCUCCCCUCCACCCUCCGCACCCUCUGCGCUGGGCAGCUCGAUCGUAAGCCGCUUGUUGCCCUUCCACCCAUAGCUCCCCGUCGCGAACCCGCUCGGCACGAGCGCAGUUGUGCCUAGGAACCCCGGAUCCGCGUCCGUCGCUGGCACGCGCUCUUCCUCGCCGUCAGGGAUCGCAGGCGGUGUGUGCGUGAUAUUGAUAUGCAACGGCAGCGCGCGCGCGAGGAAGGCCGUUUGCGAGACGGAGGUCUUGAGCUUCGCAGUGCCUCUUGCCUGCUUACCCGCCGCGCUCUUCGGUUUCCCCGCAGCGCCGCCCUCAGUCUUGGCCGUCUUUGCACUACGUGUCUCGCGCUUCUCAGUGCUGCCAGCGGCUGCCUCGUCAGCGGUGCGUUUCCUACCUCCAGCCAUUAUGAUUGUAUAUCGUCAAAAGCGUUCGAGAGUUGGUUGAUGUUGUUGAUCGGUUCGAGGGAAUUUGUUCGGUGUACCGUUUCC
Coniophora puteana RWD-64-598 SS2 is the source of this 1736-nucleotide messenger RNA. Its product is annotated as thioredoxin-like protein. The coding region runs from base 1 to 819 and encodes 272 amino acids. The record is from RefSeq and is a predicted model, not a curated record. Gene Ontology annotation, cellular component: cytoplasm. Gene Ontology annotation, biological process: protein folding. The transcript is spliced from 8 exons. NCBI's taxonomy places the organism in Eukaryota, Fungi, Basidiomycota, Agaricomycetes, Boletales, Coniophoraceae.